GUAAAAGGAUGUAAUUUGAGAAAAAUCUAUCUCGAUAAUAAAUUUGUUUAUAUUGAAAAAAAAAUCCAUUAUUCGAAUGUCCAACUGAUUGAUGAUUUUUUGAAGACAAACACCAAGGUGUGCAUUAGAUACACGGAUGACAAUCAGGUUAUACGCAUAUCGAAAAAGUCCGGAAUUGUCAUUCCGUGGCCCUCCAAGACGAAUAAAGAGGACGAAUUUGACGAUGUGGAGGAAAAUCCCCUGGAUACGCCACCGCAAGAGGCCCUCAAAAAGACAUACGACUACAAGGCUGAUGUGAAGUUCAUGAAUAUAUUACGUCAGACGGUUAACAAAUACAACAGGGAACUGUCCUAG
Messenger RNA from Plasmodium cynomolgi strain B, 354 nucleotides. RefSeq names its product 50S ribosomal subunit L24. NCBI's taxonomy places the organism in Eukaryota, Apicomplexa, Aconoidasida, Haemosporida, Plasmodiidae. The annotation marks the transcript as partial. The transcript has a single exon. Gene Ontology annotation, molecular function: structural constituent of ribosome. Gene Ontology annotation, cellular component: ribosome; mitochondrion. Gene Ontology annotation, biological process: translation. The record is from RefSeq and is a predicted model, not a curated record.